CUCGCGCACGUGGAAGGAAACCCUAAAUAAGGGUUUUGUCUCCCGUUCCAUUUCCUCUUCUCUCUGAAGCGGCCUGGGCUCGUUUCUUCAUAGAUAGGGUUUGUAGGUUAACACAGUGAAGAUUUUGUUUGAGCAGCCGGUCAGCCAUGGUUCUCAAGACAGAGCUUUGUCGUUUUAGCGGUGCGAAGAUAUACCCUGGAAAGGGUAUCAGAUUUGUGCGAGCUGAUUCCCAAGUGUUCCUGUUCUCCAACUCAAAAUGCAAGCGGUACUUCCACAACCGCCUGAAGCCAUCCAAGCUUACAUGGACUGCAAUGUACAGGAAGCAGCACAAGAAGGAUAUGCAUGCUGAAACUGUGAGGAAGAGGCGUCGUACCACCAAGAAGCCAUAUUCUAGGUCAAUUGUUGGUGCCACGCUUGAAGUUAUUCAGAAGAGGAGAACAGAAAAGGCAGAAGUUCGAGAUGCAGCCAGAGAAGCAGCUCUCCGUGAGGUAAAGGAGAGGGUAAAGAAGACCAAAGAUGAAAAGAAGGCAAAGAAAGCUGAGUUGGCAGUGAAGACACAGAAGACCCAAUCCAAGGGUGGCAUGGCCAAGGCAGCAAAAGGCCCGAAGAUUGGCGGUGGGGGCGGGAAGCGAUGAAUGUGAGUGGGCCUUGCUCUUGCUGGGGCCUCUGCAUCUUUUUGUUUGGUUAGGCAUUUCACCAUUAUUAUAUGGCUUCGGUUAUGUUCAUUUCCAUUGUCUGAGAGACUUUUAUGCGUGAGAGGCAGGCAUUAUGCUGUUAUUUUUCUUCUUCAAAUUCCCACCUUUGGAGAAUUUUAUUUUGUUCUCAUAUUGUUUUUAAACUUAAAAAAAGAGUGUUAAUUCCUUUU
Molecule: messenger RNA, 865 nt
Organism: Magnolia sinica
Lineage: Eukaryota; Viridiplantae; Streptophyta; Magnoliopsida; Magnoliales; Magnoliaceae
Product: large ribosomal subunit protein eL24-like
Exons: 6
Coding region: 147-635 (162 amino acids)
Biological process (GO): cytoplasmic translation
Cellular component (GO): cytosolic large ribosomal subunit
Molecular function (GO): mRNA binding; structural constituent of ribosome
Source: RefSeq, a predicted model, not a curated record